CGGGAGUUGCCAUGAAACCGAAAGCGGCUCCCGCCCGCGGAGGGGUGGUGGUGAGGAGGGGGGGCGGUGGCAAUAGCGCUGCCUCGCCGCCCCCCCCCCCCCCCCCUCCGCCGCCGCGCACGGAGCCGCGCCCCGCGCAGCCAGGGGCGGCCCCGCACCUUCCGGCGGCGGCGGCGGCGGCGGCCCCGGCCCCGCCCGGGGGGCAGCGAGCGCCGGCACAGGCAGGAUUAAUAUAGCCAAGAACUUGCACAUAAUUCAGUAAAACUUAGAAAAAAUAGGAUUAGAGUUUACUGCUAUAAAUGAGCGAUCAACGGGAAAAAGAAAGAUGUCAAGUUAAGAGGCUUUGACUCCUGUAACACCUAAACUGAAGUUGGCGCCGCGUUUCCCUCCAAAAUCUGUCGCACCCUGCUGCAGAUGACAGCCCUCUCGGGAGCAGCAGCCUGCUGCAAGCGGUAGCCGAGGUGGUGCGGCCGCCGGUGAAUAUCUGAAGGGAUUCUCCCUGUGUCUGGUUCCGGGUGCAGCUCCCAUGGCCUGUGACGAACCCGCUGCUCUGUCAGGCAUCUUCACACGCCAGAACUCCACCAGCGCUGUCUCUCUGGACUUCGAGCCUGAUGCCGACUACCAGUUUGUCGAAACCUUAGAAGACCGGUACAAGUGCGCCUACUGCCACCUCGUCCUUCGCAAUCCCCACCAGACGGGAUGCGGGCACCGAUUUUGCCAGCAGUGCAUUCUUUCUCUGAGAGAGUUGAACACAGUACCCACCUGUCCUGUUGACAAAGAAACAAUAAAAAUGCAUGAGGUGUUCAAAGAUAACUGCUGUAAAAGAGAAGUUCUCAACUUGCAUGUGUUCUGCAAAAACAUUCCCGACUGCAAUUCAAAAGUAAUUCUGGGACGAUAUCAGGAGCAUCUUCAGCAGUGUUUGUUUGAAAGCGUGCAAUGCACUAAUGAUGGAUGUUGUGAUCAAAUUCUUCGGAAAGACCUGAAAGAGCAUUUGAGCCAGCACUGUAAAUUUCGAGAAGAAAUGUGUCAGUAUUGUAAUAAAUAUGUGGUGUUAAUUAACAUAAAGAAUCAUGAGAAAAAUGACUGUCCUGAUUAUCCUGUGCCUUGUCUCCAAAACUGUUCACAAAUAAUUCUGAAAAAGGAGAUUGAAAAGCACCAUGCCGUGUGCCCUGAGGCAGAAGUGGACUGCCCGUAUAAGCAGUAUGGCUGUCUUGUAAAGGUUAAAAGAGGGAAACUUGCUGAACAUGAAAACGGUGCCCUGAGGGAACACAUGCUGCAGAUUUUGGACAAGAACUCCCAGCUGGAGGAACAGAUAUCUGACCUGUAUAAGAGCCUGGAAUGUAAAGAGAUUAAAAUCCAGCAGCUAGCAGAGGCCAUUAAAAAGUGUGAGAAAGAAUUCAGACAGUUUACACAGCUGUUUGGUAAAAAUAGCAACUUGAUGGUAAGCACACAGGCUCUGGCCAGUCACCUGGAUAAGUCUGCACGCCUGGAAUCGCAAGUGAAACAGCUAAUACAGAUGGCAAACCAGCAACAAAGUAAAUUAGACUUGCGGCCCUUGUUUGACACAAUUGAAAACGUGAAACAGAAGAUUGCCCUGAUGGAGACAUACGAUCAGCGCUUGGUUGUUUUGGAAGGUCAGUCCAGCAAACAUGAUCUCCAGAUCAAUAUUCACAAAGCACAGCUCAAUAAAAAUGAAGAACGAUUCAAGCUUUUGGAAGGCACGUGCUACAAUGGGAAAUUAAUCUGGAAAAUCACGGACUACAAGAUGAAGAAAAAAGAAGCAGUGGAAGGCCGUGUCCUGUCCAUAUUCAGCCAGCCCUUUUACACCAGCCGCUGCGGGUACAGGUUAUGCGCGAGAGCCUACCUGAACGGGGAUGGCUCAGGAAAGGGAACACAUGUCUCUCUCUACUUUGUAGUGAUGAGAGGGGAGUUUGACUCGCUGCUACUGUGGCCUUUCAAGCAAAAAGUUACACUUAUGCUUUUGGACCAAAGUGGGAAAAAAAAUCACAUUGUGGAAGUCUUUAGAGCUGACCCCAAUAGCAGCAGUUUCAAAAGGCCAGAUGGAGAAAUGAAUAUUGCCUCUGGAUGUCCACGCUUCGUGCCGCACACGGUCCUAGAGAACACAAAGAACACCUACAUCAGAGAUGACACUCUGUUUUUGAAAGUGGUUGUGGAUUUAACUGAUCUGGAGGAAUUGUGAAAAUUGCACCUGAUCAAUGUGACUGCUUUAACCAUUAAGAAAUGCUUUCCUGGUGACUACCAGCCAUGCAAUAGUGAAUUGCCACUAAUCAAGCUACUGAUAAUGUUUCGAGGCUUUUGGACUGUGUAACAGAUAAUGAAUUGCCAAAGCAUCAGCCUUUCCUUUUUUAACCUUUUUUUCAAGACUGCAUUUUUAAGGCAGCUACAAGUCCAGUUUGAUGCGAACAUGCAUCCGAUCCAGGCUUGGCUCAGUCCAGGCUGGGGGGAAUGCUUGGCUCCCAUCACCAAACUGGCAUUUGGAGGUGAAACUCCUCCAGUAAGCCCCCUGACGCCCAAGCAGGCCUGUGGGCUCCCCUUCCCCACACAGAACUGAAGCCAUGCCCAAGCACGCAAGUGCAUUUCAUCCGUCUGAAAUGGAAACACUUCAACAUUAGCACAUAUGAAUCCAUGUACCUUGAUCCCUCCACCUCCCUCCUGGAUUUCUGAAGCAGGGAGAAUGGCUUCAGUCAGGCAGGGAAAACAUUUGCCUGGGAUUUUGCAUCUUUGGUUGGUUGGUUGGUUGGUUGGUUGGUUGGUUGGUUGGUUGAACUGUUUUUUCCAGAAAGCCCAGAGGAAGAUGUCAAUGCCUCUUACUAUUCUAGCCUGGUAUUUCAGCUGUAUAGACUACCCCCAGGUCACAAUAACUUUGUUAUGUCCUUUCCGUUCCUGCCUAGUGCCUUGGGACUGAUUUCCAUUGGUGACAACCAUCCACAGUCCCCAUUUGCAGUCAAAAGAAGCCGCAGGUGCUUCUCACCUCUCAGGACAGGGCCAGAAGCGGGGUACCCGGCCAGCCUGCCAGCUCCUGGCUGCAUUGCUGGAAGAAGCGGGGCAAAACUCCUGUACUUUUGCUCCCAGAUCUGCACAAAAGAGAUGUUUUAUGGCCCACCAGCUCUGCAGAAGGCAGGAAGAGCUUUGGAUAUCUGCUUGAGAAGAAGCCCACGCAACAUGCACCGUUCCCCUCUGCUAGAAAUGGGGAUGUUUGGGAAAGAAAGAGGAAAAUGGACUAGGGAGUGAGGUUGCUGUAAGAACCCAGUUCUCACAGGUAGUGCAGCUGUAGCAUUUGUUAUAAGGUGAGACAGCUGCUCAGUAACAACCACUAACUAUGUCUGAAGAUCUUAAAUUUUAUGCCAAGUUCCUUCUAAGGAAACGUGUGCAUUGUAUAAGGUUUAUUGGAGACGCACUAAAACCACCAACAUCAGGCACUGAGGAACAAGUGACAAAGAAUACACGUGCCUUUUUAAAGCCUUUUGGGUGCCUGUAAGAGGGGUGUCAUUUUGCACACUUGGUCAUUUUGUUAUUACAAGUGACAGAAUUUUGCGUGUCUCUCAUCUCUCACAGAUCAAGUAGCGAAACACCGCAACGUUAUCCACUGCUCCUGCAGUCCGCUGGCAGAGCAAACCCGGAGCUUUUCAAGAGACAGCAAGAAACCAAGCUGGGUUUAGACUAAGAGUAAACUAGGCAGGAUAAAGAUCAAAACAGGGCACAGACUACGAGUCAUAAGGUAGAAAAUCCAAGAGGGCAAAUGUGGCAAAAUCAAAAAUGCCCUUUCUGUGCUGGAUGUUGAUAUCAGCUGAAAUAAUAUGACUGGGGGAUUGAUACUAAGAUGAAAGCUAAAUACCAUAUUUUAUAUCUGCAGUCUCAUUGCUAGGCACUUACUUUCCCACAGGGUUUAUAGAGCAUAAUUCAGACACAAAUAUUUUCAAAUUUAGGGACAGGAGGGAAGAGACCUUAGUUAUCUGUACCUUACGGAGAGUUAGCCCAUCUGAAAUCUUUGUUUUCAUCUAGAUGCCCUUUUUGUUGUAGGAUGUCAGGACGUACUGGGCCACUGAAGGGGCUUUCCGUGUUCCCAGGGACAAACAGCAAGGGCCAGAUUUUAUUCUUUUGUAUAGCCAUGACUUAAGAGUCAUUUUGCCUUUACGACAGAGCAGAGAGAAUUAGGCCUCAUGUCCCUAACACUUUGUUACAGAAAGAGCAAGCUUGGUUUGAAAAUGGUGUGGCAUUCUAGGACAAUCCUGAGCCUUGGACGUGGACUUCAUGUUGAUUAUUACUUUAAUAUUUGUCAUGUAACUUUCAAAGUGGCACAACUUCCAUAGUAACCACUAAAAACUGACGGAAACGUACCACCCGUGUUGCCUGGGACUUUCCAGUACGUUGAGUGUAAACUACAGAAAGCGAUGAAGAACUUGGAGAAUCAAGGGAGACGAGAGGGCAAGGAUGUGGUCUGUAUCCUGGCAAAUUCCCAGCCCUCUCUGCCUCCACCACCCCAAGCAUAAAAUGGGGAUAAUAAUACUUGCAGAAGCGUUAGGACUAUUUAAAUGUUUGUGAAGAAUUAUGAGCAUGAAAAGAGCUAAGUAUUAUUAAAACUCCAUUUCUAAUUGUUAGAGUAGGUGAUGGCAUAGUGAUGUGGUUAAGUGUUUAGUGUAUUCCUGGACAGAUUUUGAAAGCAUGUUCAGUUUUAGCCAGUCCAUACUGCAAUCUUUCCUCUACCUACCAGCUGGGUUUAGGUUUUUGCCACGAAUAUUCCUUUUAAAAUUUGAAGCACAAAUGAUUCAUCCUGGGUGACGGAAACACCCCUUUUGAAAUACUGUUUUAUAAAGAAUUAGUUGAAAAAAUACAUUUUUUUAAAGACAACCUUCUUUAAAUUGGUUCUUUUUAUUACAACAAUUGAGGGAUUUAUGUUAAAAUUUCCAGCAAUUUUUACUACUUGUAAACAGGAUUUUAAAUUUCAUCCCAUUCCUAAUAAAGAAAAAAAAUGUUGUAUAGCAUGAAUUGCCGGGAAUAAUUUUGAUGUUGCAUGAAAAACACCAAAAAACUUUUCAAUAAUACUGUACUGGUUAAGUAACCAAAAGAGCAUUGGGUAUUUCUACAUCAGCAUACAGUAUGUUUUUAAUGUACUUAUUGACAGUUUGUAGUUGUUUGAAUAUCUCUUAAACAGGCAUUUUUCUAGCCAAAUGUCAUCACUGUAUAUGUAAACUAAUGUAAGAAUAAAUAAUUUUACCAUG
This is a messenger RNA of Tyto alba (common barn owl), 5240 nucleotides long. It is a transcript of the gene TRAF5, whose product is annotated as TNF receptor associated factor 5. Gene Ontology annotation, molecular function: zinc ion binding; thioesterase binding; tumor necrosis factor receptor binding. The coding region runs from base 527 to 2200 and encodes 557 amino acids. Lineage: Eukaryota; Metazoa; Chordata; Aves; Strigiformes; Tytonidae. The record is from RefSeq and is a predicted model, not a curated record. The transcript has 12 exons. Gene Ontology annotation, cellular component: plasma membrane signaling receptor complex. Gene Ontology annotation, biological process: positive regulation of canonical NF-kappaB signal transduction; protein K63-linked ubiquitination; tumor necrosis factor-mediated signaling pathway.